Macrosiphum euphorbiae (potato aphid) is the source of this 1461-nucleotide messenger RNA. Lineage: Eukaryota; Metazoa; Arthropoda; Insecta; Hemiptera; Aphididae. The record is from the annotation of a GenBank genome assembly.
AUGACAUACCACAUCGUAAUAUUUGUACAAGAAGAUACAGUUGAAGUUGUACCAUCUCAUUGGCUGUCAAAAGAUGGAACUACUUGUGCUUGGCCUCAUAGAAAUUUAGAUCCAAAAAAACAGAUUGAAAAAAAAACAAAUCCUAAUACAUCAGAUUUCAAUUGGUAUGAUGUUCGUAUUUUAGCAAAAGAUAUUGCAACUUUAAAAGAUGCCAAAACAAAAUGUAGUAAAGCAACUCAUACCUCAGAUUUAUCAGAAAUUGAAAAUAAAGAAACUAGAAAACUUCGAUGCAAAAUACUUGGUGAUGCUGAUAAUUAUGAUUUUAAUUUAAAAAAAAAAAAAAAAAAUCUUUCCGCAUGUCAAAAACCGCCAAAAACAUUUAGUCCUCCCAAAUUAAUUGAUGAUACAGACAAUUCAGAUUUUGAUGACUCUGAUACCGAUCGUACAUUUAUUCUCCCGAAUAUGAAUUCAUGUGUUAAAAAGUCUCCCGUAAAAUAUUUUGAAGUAAAAAUGAGUGAAAAGCAACAAAACAUGUCAAAAAACAAUAAUUAUCGAUCCCCUUCUAGAAAGUUAUCUCUUGAAGGACCAAGCUCAAAUAUUAUUAAAAUAAACUCACCUGCAUCAUCAGGAAAAUGGAAAGUAAUAAUUGAUAAUAAUAAUUCAAGGUCCACUAAAUCUUCAAAAAGAAAACUAAAUUUUGAUUCAAUGUCCCAAAAAACAAAUGGGAACCGUAAUAGUAAAGGUCGUGUCAGUCAGUCUCCAAAACAUUUUGAAAGCAUAAAUACAGAUUUGCUUAAGUCCCCUACAAGAAACUAUCGCUUAAAUGAUCAUAAUAUUGAUGAUGUCGUUACUACUCAAGUUGAUUUUAACACGUCGCCCAUGCCUUGUAGUCGUUAUACUAAUGAGGUCUUAGCUACCGAUGGUUUAAGAAAUACUUUAAUAAAUUUGACUCGUUCCAUUACAAACAUUAAAUAUGAUAUGAAAAAUUAUAUGAUAAAAAUUGAUAGGAUUGAAAAUAUGUUGAGUGAUAUUCAUGCAAAUCAAAACAAAUCUUUUUCAAAAGAAGUUAAUCAUCUAGUCAAUGAUAGUAUUUAUAAAUUCCCAAUGACAAAUAUUGAUGAGCUAAAUAUAUUUGAAGAAAAAUUAGGAGACAUUGAAUUUCGGCAGAAAGUGGUACAUUACUUGAGUAGACUAGAACGCGAUAGUGUUUCAGAUAUGACACGCCAAAUAAUGUCGAAGAUGUUUCAUAAUAAUUUGCUAUCACAAUUUUCUUAUGCAGGACAGAAACAUAAAAUGGUGUUUGCUACUCUUCAUUCCUGUUCCAUCAUAUUUGAAACUGUAAGAAGUGUACAAAAACAUCGGAACUGCACAGACCAAGAAGUGUUAAAACCAAUGAAAUUUUUCAUGGCAAAUGCUAAAUUUAGAGAAGAAAAAAAACAACAAAAAAUUCAUUCUUUAUAA